This is a messenger RNA of Prorocentrum cordatum, 2754 nucleotides long. The record is from the annotation of a GenBank genome assembly. NCBI's taxonomy places the organism in Eukaryota, Dinophyceae, Prorocentrales, Prorocentraceae.
AUGCCUCCUUCCAGGUCGCAGUUUUGCAGGGGCAACCCCAUUUCUGACGCGGACAUGGACAACGACGAGUACUCUUACCACUUCGGACUCAUCCCCACCGACGAAGAAGUCGAGGCACAUGUGCAGCGGGCCAUUCGACGCUCACGCGAGCUUCCCGAGGAUGCAGAGCGGCAAUCACUGCUCGCCAGGAGCCCGCUCCCGACCUUAUUGGACGCGCAGCUCUUGACGGGCCACUUGAUGGUGAGGCCCCACCUGCUCCACCUAUUCCACCAGUGGAUUCUGCGCCACCCUCGCGUGGAACUCCGCCUGAAGAUCGGCCCCCACCUGCUCAUCAUGAAUCGGAAUCAGAACCACCACUUCCUGCCCCUCUCGCUGGGCACGCUCGGGAUGCGUUGGGUGCCGACGCUGCUACCACUGGGCGUGCGGUGUUGGGCCCCGCUGCUGCUGGCACUGGGUAUGCGGAUCCUGACCUCUCUCAAGGCCAGUAGCUACGACAUCCACGAGGCCAUCGGCUCGCUGGGUUUCCAUGCUGAUGGGCCUCGCGGAUCUGCCGCGCUCACAUCUACGCAAAGGGGCGCCGUCAUCGACCACCUCGACGCGAACCGUCCGCAUUCCGAUUACCACCGCGAGCUUCACUUCUUCGCGCUGCUGAUGCUCGUGAUGAUGAGGGGGGAAUGGCCGGCGCUCAUGAAGGGCAUGGCCCUAGCUCAAGGCGUUGAUCCGCGCCCGGCCCCUGUGACAGCUAGCGCCUUGGCAUCGGCAUUCGCAGGGGCUUCUGCUCAUCAUGACGAGAUCUCCGAACAACAGAUCGGGUGUGCAAAGCGUGCCCUGGACAUCUUGUACCCAGUGAUCUCUGCGGACAAGACGGAGAUGAUUCGAUGGACGAUGAGCUGCCAUCUGACGCGGAACGGGAGCUUCUCCUUGCAGCCUGGCGUUCAGGAACUUCUGGAUGAUGGGCCUGUCUUCCUCGAGCCCCCCGCGGACAAGGACGCGACGCUGCGCGACAUGGAGGAAGAGGACGCCCCUGCAUUCGGCAGCCGGGUGCUCGCUGACGCCUCGCUCCAGUCGGGCGUUCUGCUUCUUCCUGCCAAAGGUCUUGCUGGUGCCUCCGUGGCUGGCGAGGGCGCCUUCCCAGGCCGCGCGCCCUAUGACCCCGUGGCGCAUGUGGCGUUCGGCGAUGCCGACGACGCUCCUCCUCUUUCUGCUGCCUUCCCCGACCACGACCCCGUUGACAGCAGCUGUUUCGAGCAGUUCGACAACGCUGCCGACAGCUCGGUCGGCCUUCUCGCCGACGCCAGCGGCUCCCUGGACCACUUCAACUUGGCGGCUGAGAGGCUCGGCACAGGCGCGCCCGCGGCGUCCAUGGGCGGGGAUGGACCAUCUGGGGGGCUCGGCUCCUGCCGGCUCUGCCGCCCUGGCGCGGGCGCCACGCUGCGGCAUGCCGUGAGGGAGGUGGGGUGGGCGCUUUUGGGAUCGGGCUCUGCCGCAGAGGACGUGGCUGACCGGCGUGCGUCCGUGUGGGCCCUCCCGGAUGCAGAGAGGGGACUGGUGUCGCACGAGGGGAGCGUGCUGGUGACCCACAGGGCAGACGUACGUGAUCGAGCGCAUGCCAGGCGCCUUGCCACGUGGCCUGAGGCUGCCGCGCAGCACAUGCUUCCGCUCCCGUACGUCGCGCAGCGCCGGGUGAUGUCCCAGGACGUCCGCGGGGCCUUGGGCUCCAGCUUCGGCUUUGACAAGCUGGUGGCGCAGCGUGCUGAGUGGUGGCUUCCUGUCGCUGAGCCACGUGCAGGGCCAGCCAUCGUGGGCCUGGAGGCGGUCAAGCGUCCUCUGCGGCGCAGUGCAGCCCAGCCCGCCUUUCCAUGUACCGUCGUCAUGCACAGCUACGGCCUCUGGUCGAGAGGCUUUCUGGUUGGCCUGAGUCUCGCCGCAGGAAGCCUGGGCACGGAAGGGCGCAGCGGUCAGGAGUUGCUGCAGCUGGCCACGGAGGUGCAGCAGCCCGGGCGUGCUGCCGACACGCACGACCAGCCGGGCGACGCGCUCGCGGCGUCGCACGGGCCGCCCGGGCUCGAGGUGCCCGACACGGAGCUGUCCGUUGCGAACGGCUCCAACCGCGACGCCUCGUGGCUCCAGGGCCCCGGCGGCUUCCCGAACCCGUGGCUCUGCCCCACCGACGCGAUGAGCGGAGGCUCCAGGCACCAGCAGCAGCUGCAGCAGCAGGGCCAGCAGCAUGCGGAGCAGGCACGCCAGUCGCAGGAGCACCAGCAGAUGGACGAGCAGCUGAAGGAGGAGCUGCGCCAGCACCAGGAGCAGCAGCACCAGCUGAUGAACCAGCAGCAGCAGCUGCAGAGGCGCACCAGUCAGCUGCAGCAGCUCCUCGGGAUGCAGCGCCCGGACCCCCACAGCGUCGAGGAGAUGACGCUGCGGCACCAGCAGCAGCAGCUGCAGGCUCUGAGCCACCAGCAGAGCCACCAUUCCCGGCAGCAGCGGCAGCACCUGCAGCACGAGCUGCAGGAGAGCUCGUUCUCGUCGCAGGCCUCGCCGUGCUCCAGCGCCGCGCCCCGCCUGCGGGGCAUGCCCAUGAAGAUCCCCUCCUCGGCGUCGUGCCGGGACGAGAUGGCCUGCCACGACGAGUUGGCUGAACACAUGGCCAACGGUGCGCUCGAGCAGAUGACGGAGGGCGACGAGCAGUUCGAACAGGAUGAGGACCACGCGAACGAGUUCGGCGAGUGCCGCUGGCACAAGUCGGCCGAGACG